Molecule: messenger RNA, 2402 nt
Organism: Suncus etruscus (white-toothed pygmy shrew)
Lineage: Eukaryota; Metazoa; Chordata; Mammalia; Eulipotyphla; Soricidae
Gene: LMF2
Product: lipase maturation factor 2
Exons: 14
Coding region: 1-2103 (700 amino acids)
Biological process (GO): protein maturation
Cellular component (GO): endoplasmic reticulum membrane
Source: RefSeq, a predicted model, not a curated record
AUGGCGGGCUCCCGGCUCCCGCAGCAGCUCUUCCUGCAGGGCGUGGCCGCCGCGUUCCUGUUCGCCUUCGCCUCCCUCUACACGCAGAUCCCCGGCCUCUACGGCGCCGAGGGCGUGCUGCCCGCCCGGAGGACGCUGCGCCCGCGGGGCCAGGGCCGCUGGCGGCAGCUGUGGGAGGCCCCGACGCUGCUGUGGGAGGCGCCGCUGCUGGGGCUGGACACCGCGCAGGGCCUGGAGCUCCUGAGCCUGCUGGGCGCGCUGCUGGCCCUGGGCGCGCUGCUGCUGCGCCCGCUGCGCCACCUCCUCGCCUUCCUGCUGCUCUGGGCCGCCUACCGGUCCGCCUGCCAGGUGGGCCAAGUGUUCCUUUACUUCCAGUGGGACUCCCUCCUGCUGGAAAGCGGCUUCCUGGCCGUGCUGGUGGCCCCCCUGUGGCGGCCCCCCCACCGCAAGCAGGCCAAGGCGGCCUGGGGUCUGCCCCAUGAGGACCUCCCCUUCUGGCUGGUGCGCUGGCUCUUCUUCCGGCUCAUGUUCGCCUCGGGCGUGGUCAAGCUGACCAGCCGCUGCCCCACGUGGUGGGGGCUCACCGCGCUCACCUAUCACUACGAGACGCAGUGCCUGCCCACGCCCGCCGCCUGGUAUGCCCACCACCUGCCCUUAUGGCUGCACAGACUCAGCGUGGUCGCCACCUUCCUCAUCGAGGUGGCCGUGCCCCCACUGUUCUUCGCCCCCAUCCGCCGCCUGCGCCUGGCCGCCUUCUACUCCCAGGUCCUGCUCCAAAUGCUGAUCAUCAUCACCGGCAACUACAACUUCUUCAACCUGCUCACGCUGGUGCUCAGCACGGCCCUCCUGGACGAUGCCCACCUAGCUGGCCACAGUCGUCGCCGGAGGACGCCUGCCUCCUGCUCCAAAACGCUGCUGGACUCGCUGGCGCUGAUGUUGGAACUGGGUGUCUAUGGCUUGCUGGCCUACGGCACUGUGUGCCUCUUCGGCCUGGAGGUGGACUGGGAGAAGCACAGUGUGGAGUCCAGGACCACCUUCACCUUCCACCAAUUCUCACAGUGGCUGAAGACGGUUACCCUGCCCACCAUGUGGCUGGGUGCGGCCUCCCUCGCCUGGGAGCUGCUGACGGCCCUCUGGAGGUGGACACAGGUCCGAGGAUGUUUUCCGAAGCUGAUUGCUGCCUCUGAACUGUGCAUUGUGGGCACCACCACGGUGGCCAUGUUCAUCGUCAGCCUGGUGCCGUACUCCUACGUGGAGCCCGAGAGCCACAGCCGCCUCUGGACAGGUGCCCACCGCCUGUUUGACACAGUUGGCCACCUGCAGCUCACCAGCUCCUAUGGCCUCUUCCGCCGCAUGACCGGCGUGGGCGGGCGGCCCGAAGUGGUGCUGGAGGGCAGCUACGAUGGGCGGCAGUGGACGGAGGUGGAGUUCAUGUACAAGCCUGGAAAUAUGAGCCGGCCGCCCCCCAUCGUGACGCCGCACCAACCGCGCCUGGACUGGCAGAUGUGGUUUGCAGCCCUGGGCCCACACACCCAGAGCCCCUGGUUCACCAGCCUGGUUCACCGCCUGCUGCAGGGCAAGGAGCCAGUGAUCCGCCUCAUCCAAAACGAGCCAGCCAGGUACCCGUUCCACCAGCAUCCCCCUACCUACCUGCGGGCCCAGCGCUACAAAUACUGGUUCUCACAGCCUGGGGAGCAGCGGAGGUGGUGGCGCAGGCAGUGGGUGGAGGAGUUCUUUCCAUCCGUGAGCCUCGGGGACCCUACGCUGGACUCGCUGCUCUGGCAGUUUGGCCUCCAGGACAAGAGCCCACCCCGGGCCCGCAACUCCACUAACAGUCUGGCCCAAAGUCUCCAUUGGGUGCGGGAGCAGCUAUUGCCCCUGGAUCCCCCCACGCUGCUCUGGGGGCUCCUUGCUGCUGUUGUGGUCAUCAAGAUCUUCCAGGCCCUCUGGGGCCACCGCCCAGCCCGGCCAUCCCAACUUGCUCCCCGGGAAGAGAAGCCCCAGCUGUCUCCCAAGAAGGAUUCUGGAAGUGCCCGCAAGCAGGCAACCCCCUCACCCCAGAGCUCCAGCCCCCGCUCUGGGGCUUCCCGGCGGAGGAAGUAGCCCUGAGUCCACCGCCUGACCCAGGGCCAAGCCCGAAGCCCAAUGUUCACCCCGAACCACAGUGCCUUAGGCAGCUAAUGCUGCUCUACCCAGUGGCUGCCCCUUCCUGGGCAUCCCUGGACUCUCCAUUUCCAACCCAAUGGUGGUGCAGAGCUGGUGGCUAGAUCGGCAGGACUGUGUGGACCUAUUCCCUCCGCCUUCUCCAGCAAUCUGGAACCCCAGUUCUCAGCACAGAGCUGAGGGGCCCUCCCAGGCCUGCUCUCGGGCCCACACACUAAUAAAGGGAUCUUUAUAUUUAA